AUGGCUGAAGCCCUUGGGGUUGCCGCCAACGGUAUUGCCGUUGCGCAGAUCGCUAUUCAGGUUGGCGGCACAGCGGUUAAACUGAAGCAACUUUGGGACGAAGUAAAAGACGUCCCUGAUGAUAUUACUGACCUCAUGGAUCAGCUUGACUGUCUAGAUCCCGUCUUAUGGGAAGUCGAAAAUGGUUUCAAUAAGGUCGAACUACCGUCGAUUCUCUGGGAUGACCUAGCUUCCAAGUCAACAUCCAGAUAUUGUCGCAAGGCUCUCGAGAACCUAACUGCAAUGGUUGAGGAGUUAAAUCUCGAAAUCAGUAGUGCCAAAAAGGGUUGGAGGAAGAUAAAAGCAGUCAAGGUCCUACUUCAGAAGGAUUCCAUCAAGAAGCUAGAAAGACGGCUUGAAAAGGCUGUCCGAAUGUUGACAUUAGCUCAGCAGUCCUAUCUCGUCGCGCUCACCCAGGUGCAACCUGAUAUCAUCAUCCAGAAAUUCACCACCCUUACCUUCCGUAGAAAUCAAUAUGAGCCUCAACAAGCACCCGAUUAUGCAUCCAAGGCGGAGGUGCAGACGGUUUCAAGGUUACACCAUGAGCAACAAGAUACCGGCGACGUAUCUACGAAACCUCGCUGGAUAUAUAGAACAAGACGGACGCGUCCUAACUAUUUUGGCAGAGUUUGUAUCGAGUCUUUCGCGACAGGCAGCAGAAUUCUAUUCCAAGCACCAGCAUGGUUCUCAUAUCGAUCAUGGGAACUACAUAGCAUUAGGGCGAAUGGAGCUUGGCAAUGGAACCUGAGGUCCUACAGGUGCAUUCCGUGGGAUAGUGAAAUUUUCUCGCUAGUACAGUCCGGAUCCCCCCAGGAUAUUCAGAGGCUCUUUGACGUAGGGUUGGCAUCUCCAUACGACUAUAGUAGUAAUGGAUGGACUUUACUCCAUUCCGCACUUUUAGGACAAAACGUUGAAGCAGUGGAGUAUCUGAUUAGGAUUAACCUAAGUAAUAAUACAGAGAAUUUGACUGCAGACAGUAAUAUGUAUGCCUUUAUCAUACUCUCUGAUAUCAUACUCUCUAAUAUGAGCCCAGGGACAUCUUCCUUUAUUAAAGAGGUUACUUCGGACGCGUCCCUUAUCAGACCUAUUUUCGGGGAGCCCGAGGUUCCCGAAUAUGAUGACUCUGUUCACGAUCCGUCUUCUACAUGCACUUGUUCCCCCUUUUUAGACCCAGAGGUUUACCUGGCAGUGCUCCCAUAUCUAUGUCCGUCUCAUCGAAGUACUUCACUCCGUUCGCGACUAAAGCAAGCCAAGAUAUCCCUAAGGUCUUUAGCAAGCAUUGAAGUAGCCAAAUUAAUUCUUGAGCCGGAGUGGAGUACCAAUCCCCAAGCCAUUCGUUCCUGUCCAGACUUCCAUUCGAUUAUUACCGAAGUCGCUUUCAAAUUAGGGCUCAUUACAGUUACUUCACUCCCGGGUUGUCCAGCAUUCCCUAUGCCGAUUGAAAUAAAUUACUCGGAUGCGGGUUUUCGUGGCUGUUUCGCAUUUGCAGUCGACAUAAUUAAGGAGACUCCUGACAUACAUGCGUUCAGUUCAUGUGAAGAAUACCCGCUUGAGACUAGGGGUACAGCCAUGGUAAACAUGCUUCAGGGAAUAAGGUGUGCUUAUUGUGUCAUUCGGACCUCGACACAAUCAUAUCCUAUUUCUAAACUGGCGAGGGGGUGGCUAGAGGCACUGAAGCAGGCUGGUGUUGACCUAGAAGCCUAUGGACGACGUGAACACGAGAUUUUCGUCGAAAAGAAUUAUAGUACUGCCAUUGAUUACUAUGAUGAAAGCCAUCUCGUCGACUUCCAAUUUGGCCCAAACCCUGAAGAUUGGGAAUUCUAUUUUUGCCGGCCCAUAGAUGAUUAUGUUGGCGAGUUCUGGAAACUGGUCGAGGACCCACCUAUCCGUGUUCCGGGGUCUUGGGUCGAUGGUGAUGAUCAUCAUCAUCGUCGUAAUUGCUAUUAUGAUGGCUACGAAUUUGGGAGGUCAUACCUUUUGGAGAAUAAGGUAGUUGAGGCGAACUAG
Molecule: messenger RNA, 2046 nt
Organism: Daldinia vernicosa
Lineage: Eukaryota; Fungi; Ascomycota; Sordariomycetes; Xylariales; Hypoxylaceae
Exons: 3
Coding region: 1-2046 (681 amino acids)
Source: RefSeq, a predicted model, not a curated record